This is a messenger RNA of Thermothelomyces thermophilus ATCC 42464, 2202 nucleotides long. RefSeq lists its product as uncharacterized. The record is from RefSeq and is a predicted model, not a curated record. The transcript has a single exon. Bases 240 to 1778 code for a protein of 512 amino acids. Gene Ontology annotation, cellular component: transcription factor TFIIH holo complex; transcription factor TFIIH core complex. Gene Ontology annotation, biological process: nucleotide-excision repair. Gene Ontology annotation, molecular function: ATPase activator activity; double-stranded DNA binding. NCBI's taxonomy places the organism in Eukaryota, Fungi, Ascomycota, Sordariomycetes, Sordariales, Chaetomiaceae.
UCAACUUCCACAACGUCGUCGUCAACGGGCGGAAGCUCCACGGCAGCGCUACCUUGGGAGUCCCCGUCAGCCACCACGCAUCCCAUCGCGCUGCCGCAUCACAAGCCCGGCAGUGCGAGCCGCCACAGCGCCGAUAAUGCGAUCGGAUAGCACGGAAAAAGUCGACCCUGCUGCGCGACGCGAGCCCAAGUAACGACCCCGACUCGUCGGAUCGAAAAUAAAAAAAAAAAAAAAAAAAAAUGUCGGUCGGCCAGCAGUCGUACCAGCUCUCCGACUAUCUGGAGAAGCUGCCGGGCACCACCUUUCGCAAGCUCUACCAGCAGCCCUCCACCGCCUUUGCCAUCUUCCGCCGCAUGCUGCCUCCCCUGGCCAAGGUCUUCGUCCAGGCGCUCCUCUACAUGCCCUCGCCGAUGCUGCUCUCCGAGCUCGAUGUCUGGGUGCGCCCCGAGGGGAAGAUGCAACGCGAUCGGGCCCUCUCCAUCCUGCGAUCGCUGCACAUUGUCCAGAUCACCCCGCCCGGCAAGGACAAGCCGCAGGAGAUACAGCUCACGACCAAUUUCAGAAACAGCCUGCGUCUGGCCCUCGAGGGCGGCGGUACCCACAACAGCUUCGGCGUGCCCAGCACCCUGCCGGUCGACCCCCGGAUCGAUAUCGCCUAUCUCGACAGCUACGCCCGCAGGAAAUGGGAGGACAUUCUGCACUACGUCGUCAACAGCGUGCCCGCGCAGGGGGAAGGGGGCGGCGGCGGGUCCGUCGGAGGCCCCAAGGCCAGCGUCAAGGAUCUGCUGCUGAUCGGGCGGCUGGUCGAGCGCAGGAACGACACCAAGGCCGGGGUCGGCAUCACCCAGGCCGGCUUCACCUUCCUCCUCCAGGAGGCCAACGCGCAGGUCUGGACGCUGCUCCUGCUCUGGCUCGAGGCGGCCGACCGCGCCAAGGGGGCGGCCGAGCAGGGCAAAGGCGGGGGGGCGGCGGCGGCGGCUGCCAAGGCGGACAGCAUCGACAUGCUGUCUUUCCUCUUCAUGCUCGCCUCGCUCGAGCUCGGGCGGGCAUACGACACGGACGCGCUCAGCGAGACGCGCCGCAACAUGCUCCCGGCCCUCGUCGACUUCGGCCUCAUCUACAUCCCGCGCGAGGACACGCGCCAGUACUUCCCCACCCGCCUGGCCACGACGCUGACCAGCUCGGCCUCGUCCCUCCGCUCCGUCUCGUCCGGCUUCAGCGCCGCCGCCGCCAACAACCCGGGCGACGCCUCCAGCUUGGGCACGACGCCCGAGACGUCGGCCGCCAGCAAGGGCUCCGUCAUCAUCGAGACCAACUACCGCCUCUACGCCUACACCUCCUCCCCGCUCCAGAUCGCCGUCCUCGCCCUCUUCACCCAGCUCAACAUGCGCUUCGCCGGCAUGGCCACCGGCCGCCUGACCCGCGACUCGAUCCGCCGCGCCAUCGGCUUCGGCAUCACCGCCGACCAGAUCAUCAGCUACCUGGCCUCGCACGCCCACGAGCAGAUGGUGCGCGCCGCCGCCGCCACCGGCCGGCCCGUGCUGCCGCCCACCGUCGUCGACCAGAUCCGGCUGUGGCAGCUCGAGAACGAGCGCAUGCGCACCUCGGCCGGCUUCCUCUUCAAGGACUUUGACUCGCUCGACGAGUACCUCUCUCUGAGCGCCUACGCCGAGGAGAUUGGCGUGCUGGUGUGGAAGAGCGACAAGAAGAGGAUGUUUUAUGCCAGCAAGAUUGAGCAGCUCAGGGACUACUUGAGGAGCCGUAAGAGGGCGGAGUGAGUGGCACAUGCACUAUGGGUCAAAGAGCAACAAAGAAUGUACGGGAUCGGCUUCCUUUUUUUUCUGGGGGUUUACCGCAUUAGACGGGGUUCUCCGGCGUUGAAAAGAACAACUGGAAGGGAGGAGAGUUUUCAACUUUGUUUACGGGGUUCCAGGGGAGAAUAAUAAUGACUUCAUGAACACGCUGUUCAGAUCUUCUUCGCCUGGUGUAGUGCUGCCAACCCAACCACGCCGCCCGAGUUUCUCCCCAUUGUGUUCCAACCGUCGACUGCUCCCGCUCAGCACCAGCCGGCCAAACGUUGUCAAAUCUUGCGCCCAUCCUGAACCUGAUUAGGCUGCCAGUCGCCGACAACGGCUGUUCAUGUACGCCUAUUGACUAUUUCGUACAGUGAGUAGCAUCCACAUCAAACAAAAGGCGCUCAUA